CAGUUCCAAUUCCCAUUCCAGUUGGCGUGUCUAGUCCAACGCAAAAAAAAAUAUCCUAACUCCAAAGUGCGUGGGAAUUUCAGUUCCAGUGCAGUGUGUGUGCGAUUUUCCAGUGUCGCCUACGAAUUCUUUAAUUUAUCAGUUGAAAUUUUUUUUAUAAUUGAAAUUUUUUUUAAAGUGUUAAUUAAUUGACAAGUGCAAAACUCAGUUUGUAAUUUGUGUUCGAAUUUGCUGCCAAUUCAGAUGCGCCGCCAGCUGACAGCUGCCAGUGGCAAGAUGUACACGAUUCUGCUCGGAUUGACGACGCUGUUGCCCAUGGCAUUGGGUCAUGGCAGACUGAUGGAUCCACCGGCAAGGAAUGCAAUGUGGCGCUUCGGCUAUCCCAAUCCGGUCAACUACAAUGACAACGAGCUCUUCUGCGGCGGCUAUGCGGUCCAAUGGGAGCAGAACAGCGGUCGCUGCGGCGUCUGUGGGGAUGCCUAUCAUGUGAAGGCGCCGCGACCACAUGAGGCGGGCGGGGAGUAUGCGAAGGGAAUUAUAUCGCGUUAUUAUACAGCUGGCCAGGAGAUCGAUGUCGAAGUGGAACUAACGGCCAAUCAUUAUGGCCGCUUCGAGAUGUAUUUGUGUCCGAAUAACAAUCCCCGGCAGGAGGCAACACAGGAUUGCUUCGAUCGUCAUCCGCUUUACAUAUCGGGCAGUCGGGAGCAUCGAUACCUUAUACCGCGCGACACCAAAAAGAAGGACAUCUUUCGGUAUCGCGUCCGUUUACCGCCAUAUAUCACCUGCACCCAAUGUGUACUCCAGUGGACCUACUACACGGCCAACAUGUGGGGCACCUGCUCCAAUGGCACCGAAGCCGUCGGCUGUGGCAAGGCUGAAACAUUCCGUAAUUGUGCGGACAUUGCCAUCCUCUCGAACACGGGAGGCGGAGUGCCGCCCAUUUUCGUCAAUAAUAAAUCUCCGUAUUUGCUCUACUAUCGCGACUAUCGGGCACCCGAGGAUAAUAAUGUCUUCCCACUGAUUGUGCGCGAUCAAAAGUGUAUUGGAGCGCCCGCAUUCCGUGCGCUGCCCGGCAUCGAUAACUGGUGUGAGAUUAACUGUUUGCGCUAUCCGCCCAAUUGUCCAGAGACCGCCUGCCACUGUCCGCAAGAGUGCGUUGCGAUUGGUGAGCUGGAGGGACGCGAGGGCGCCGAUACUUAUUGCAUGGACGAGUGCCUCAAUUAUCGAUCGGAUUGUCCACGCGAUCGAUGCCGUUGCUAUUGAGAGAGAGCGAGCGAGUAAGAGAGCGAACGAGAGAGAGCGAGCGAGAGAAGGUAUAUUAACUAGCUGUGCUGCCCAAUUGCCACAAAAGAGAACAAGAAAACGAAAGGAGACAAAAACAAAAUGCGAGUAUU
Messenger RNA from Drosophila grimshawi, 1394 nucleotides. RefSeq lists its product as uncharacterized. The coding region runs from base 244 to 1263 and encodes 339 amino acids. The transcript is spliced from 6 exons. NCBI's taxonomy places the organism in Eukaryota, Metazoa, Arthropoda, Insecta, Diptera, Drosophilidae. The record is from RefSeq and is a predicted model, not a curated record.